GGAAGUAAAAGCCUCAACUAAAACCUCCAUAAAAUUCGAGGGAAUAUAAUUAGGGUUUUCAGUAUAAAACCAGCUGGGUCUGCAUCUUCACUCUCUACUUCGCAACUUCAGAUCUUCUUCGUCGUCUGAAUCUAAGUUUUGACUUCAUUUGAAGAGUUUCUGGACUGCCAUUCCUUCCAAAAUGAGCCGGCCAAUGGAGGAAGAUACUGCAGCUAAGAAUGAGGAAGAGGAGUUCAACACUGGACCACUAUCUGUACUGAUGAUGAGUGUUAAAAAUAAUACCCAGGUAUUGAUAAAUUGUCGGAACAACAAAAAGCUUCUUGGUCGUGUUAGAGCUUUUGAUAGGCACUGCAACAUGGUUCUUGAAAAUGUCAGGGAGAUGUGGACAGAGGUGCCCAAGACUGGUAAAGGAAAGAAGAAGGCCCAGCCAGUGAACAAGGAUAGAUUCAUCAGCAAAAUGUUCCUCCGUGGAGAUUCCGUCAUCAUUGUUCUUAGGAACCCUAAAUGAGAUUGUGUAAUCAUGUUGUAGAAGGAAAUGGCUAUGUAGUAUUUGCCUUUAUUAUCUCUUGAAAUUCUUGACAACCUUAUAUGUAGACAUUCUGCUAGCCUUAAAACUUUAUUUUUUAGACAUUGACAGAGGAUGUAGUUGGUAUUUUGAUGAGGGCGCCCCAGAACAAUUUUACCAAUAUGCGGAUGUACCUAUUGACGUGUACAUCUAAUGCUUUGUAUUGUAUGGGAUAGUUUUAAAAUGUAUAGUUCGUUUUUUUGUUCUUU
This is a messenger RNA of Vigna radiata var. radiata (mung bean), 774 nucleotides long. RefSeq names its product small nuclear ribonucleoprotein Sm D2. Lineage: Eukaryota; Viridiplantae; Streptophyta; Magnoliopsida; Fabales; Fabaceae. The transcript has 6 exons. Gene Ontology annotation, cellular component: catalytic step 2 spliceosome; U1 snRNP; U5 snRNP. Gene Ontology annotation, biological process: RNA splicing; spliceosomal snRNP assembly. Bases 182 to 508 code for a protein of 108 amino acids. The record is from RefSeq and is a predicted model, not a curated record. Gene Ontology annotation, molecular function: RNA binding.